This is a messenger RNA of Entelurus aequoreus (snake pipefish), 3020 nucleotides long. RefSeq lists its product as uncharacterized. The coding region runs from base 302 to 2485 and encodes 727 amino acids. The transcript is spliced from 12 exons. The record is from RefSeq and is a predicted model, not a curated record. Lineage: Eukaryota; Metazoa; Chordata; Actinopteri; Syngnathiformes; Syngnathidae.
GAAGUGGGGAUCGAACCUGCAACCCUCAAGUUGCUGGCACGGCCGCUCUACCAACCGAGCUAUACCGCCCCAAGUAGGUAGGCCCAGACCACCUAUCCAGUCAGGACAUUCCAAUUCAACUCUGAUCUCUAAACCACCAGAAAGAACCGGGGACUGCACACAUUCAUCAGAUGGCGGCCAAGCUUUACUAUGGAACAAAGAAGUCAAGCGAACACGGUUGGAUUGGACGACACAUACGAAGUACAGUGUAUUAUGCAGCGAACAUUUCGAAAGAUCAUGUUUCGAAGAGGGUCCCUUGCGAAUGGCAGAAAUGGGAAUCAGCACUCGUCGACUCGUGCUGAAGAAAGGUGCGAAGCCAACUAUUUUCGAUAGACCACGGACAAGUCCGGAGCACCCGACCCCCUCCACAAGCGGACAGACUGGGCACAUGAGGUCUGCAUUUGCCAAAAGGGAAAGGAAGAGGACAAUAGAUCAGAUCAUGGACAGUACGACUACGGCAUCAGUGGCGGAUGCGGUGGAUGAACCAAUGGCAAUGGCACUAGAUUUGCCUGAUGAGGAGGGCGAUCAAGAUCAGGGAAAUACAAGAGAACAAGGAUGCCAGACGGACUGGGUACCGAUUGGGACAGCACCAACAGCAAUGACCAGUAGCAAGAGCACCCAAACAGGGAAAAUACAUCAUAGAUCAAAGGGACACCAGGUGACCCCAGAUAUCCUCGAGAGGGUUAGAGCUCGGCCGGCCAGGGUUAGUGAAGUCCCAUUGUCAAGUGUAGCAGCUCCAUCUGACAGCCCCGAGAUGCAGACUAACAUAGCAGCUCCAGGUGUGUCUGGAAUGCAAGCCAAGCUACGACCACCUCCUGCAUUGUUUGAUGAAGGACCAGCAUCAAGUCCCACUGCGCCUUUUGUUGGUGGUUCUUCCGAUGACAGCUAUGUGCCGAGUGAGUCAACGACAUCGGAUCCGUGUCAAUCUGACGGGUCGCCAGAUCGCCCAUGUACUCACCAGAUGCGUGAAGAGGGCUGCCACAAGGAACCGAAGUACAUCAUCUUUGAGUCGUGCCUCCAGAGUCUCGUCAAGUGGUGUCACUGUCCAGUCUGUGGCAGCCAGGACAUAAGCCCUUCUUGGGAUUCGAACGGUACACAGCUGACCAUGACUCUUCAAUGUGCAUCAUGUGACCAGAGGAGUAGUUGGAGCAGCCAGCCAAACAUUGGCCCUUAUGCCGCGGGCAACAUCCUGCUGUCUGCUGGCAUCCUCUUCGCUGGGGCAUCUUCUGGCAAGGUGUUGCAAGUGCUGAACAGCAUCGGAGUGGUCACGUAUGUGAAGAGGACAUUUUUCAACCACCAGGAGCUCAUCCUGCAGCCAGCCAUCAAAAAGGUGUGGGAGGAACAGCAACGGACGCACCUCACCAUGCUGCAGGUGGAAGGCCGACCCCUCGUCCUUGGUGGUGAUGGGCGAGCAGACAGUCCGGGACACAGCGCCAAGUUCGGUACCUACACCACAAUGGAGCUUGUGGCCAAUGUGGUUCUCGACCUUCAGGUUGUACAGAGCAACGAAUGUCUUGGCAGCUACCAUAUGGAGAUGGAAGGACUGAAGAGGAUGGUGGAACUGCUGAUCAGCUGGGACCUGGAUGUCGGGGUGCUGGUGACAGACAGACACAGACAGAUCGCUAAAUGGAUUCGUGAAAACAUGCCCAAUACACGGCACUGCUAUGACAUCUGGCAUGUUGCAAAAUCCAUCGGAAAGAAACUGAAGGCCAUCGCCAAGCAUAAGGACUGUGAAGACCUGAAGCCCUGGGUGCAAAGUAUAAUCAACCACCUCUACUGGGCAGCAGUGUCUACACCGCCUGGAGAGGGGGAACUUCUGGUUGCCAAGUGGAAGUCUGUGGAGCGACACAUUCAGAACAUCCACAAGGACCAUGGCGACCUCUUCCCAAUUUGUACUCAUGGACAACUGCAACGGCAAAAGAAAUGGCUCAAACAAAGUUCACGCUCAGCAGUGAAACUGGAGGAGGUGGUCAACAACAAGUCCCUGCUAAAAGAUAUCGCCAUGCUGUCGGGUGAACACCAGACUUCCAAGGUGGAGGCGUUCCAUAGCCUUAUCAUACAGUUCGCACCGAAAAUGUAUGUCUUCUCAUACAUCGGAAUGCUGUGCAGGAACCUGCUUGCUGGGCUGCACUGGAACGAAAAUUCGAGCCGCCCUAUAGCCACUACACAAGCGGGUGCUGAGCGCUAUGCAGUACGCUACCCGAAGUAUAAAGCAGGGGGCCAUGUGGUCAAGAAAAUCGCGACAGAGCCAACAUACCGCUACGUAGAUGACUUGAUCAGGGAGGUUGUUGCUGGCUGCAGACAGACCCCUGACGAGAGAACACCACUCAGCGUCACUGUGGAUGUGCCUCCCUUCCUCUGCGAUGAACUGGAGAAGCCAGACAAGGAGGAAGCCAUCGCCAAGCACAGGAGUCGCUUCGGUAAGUGUGAAAUGCCCUCCCGGUAACAGUUAGAGAUGCUACCUCAGUAGAAGCAUUUAAGUCCCAUCUUAAAACUCAUUUGUAUACUCUAGCCUUUAAAUAGACCCCCUUUUUAGACCAGUUGAUCUGCCGUUUCUUUUCUUUUCUCCUCUGCCCCCCCCCCCCCACGUGGAGGGGUUAUUCCGGUGACCAUGGAUAAAGUGCUGGCUGUCCAGAGUUGGGACCCGGGGUAUACCGCUCGCCUGUGCAUCGGUUGGGGACAUCUGCGCUGCUGACCCGUCUCCGCUCGGGGUGGCCUCCUGCUGGCUCCACUGGACCCUCACUAAUAUGUUAGACCCACUCGACAUCCAUUGCUUUCGGUCUCCCCUAGAGGGGGGGGGUUACCCACAUAUGCGGUCCUCUCCAAGGUUUCUCAUAGUCAUUCACAUCGACGUCCUACUGGGGUGAGUUUUCCUUGCCCGUGUGUGGGCUCUGUACCGAGGAUGUCGUUGUGGCUUGUACAGCCCUUUGAGACAUUUGUGAUUUAGUGCUAUAUAAAUAAACAUUGAUUGAUUGACUGAU